Messenger RNA from Neomonachus schauinslandi (Hawaiian monk seal), 960 nucleotides. It is a transcript of the gene GPR171, whose product is annotated as G protein-coupled receptor 171. The record is from RefSeq and is a predicted model, not a curated record. Gene Ontology annotation, molecular function: G protein-coupled purinergic nucleotide receptor activity. The coding region runs from base 1 to 960 and encodes 319 amino acids. Gene Ontology annotation, biological process: G protein-coupled receptor signaling pathway. Lineage: Eukaryota; Metazoa; Chordata; Mammalia; Carnivora; Phocidae. Gene Ontology annotation, cellular component: membrane. The transcript has a single exon.
AUGACAAACAGUUCUAUCUUCUGCCCAGUUCACACAGAUCUGGAGCCAUUCACAUAUUUUUUUUAUUUAGUGUUCCUUGUUGGAAUUAUUGGAAGUGGUUUUGCAACCUGGGCUUUUAUACAGAAUAACACAAAUCACAGGUGUGUAAGCAUAUACUUAAUUAAUUUGCUUACGGCUGAUUUCCUGCUGACUCUGGCAUUACCAGUAAAAAUCGUUGUCGACUUGGGCGUGGCACCCUGGAAGCUGAAGAUUUUCCACUGCCAAGUGACAGCCUGCCUCAUCUACAUUAAUAUGUACUUAUCAAUUAUCUUCUUAGCAUUUGUCAGCAUUGAUCGCUAUCUUCAGUUGACACACAGCUCCAAGAUUUAUCGGAUCCAAGAACCUGGAUUUGCCAAAAUGGUAUCGACCGUGGUGUGGCUAAUGGUCCUUCUUAUAACAGUGCCCAACAUGAUGAUUCCCAUCAGAGACAUCGAGGAGAAGCCAAAUGUGGGAUGCAUGGAAUUCAAAAGGCAUUUUGGCAGAAAUUGGCAUUUGCUGACAAAUUUCAUAUGUGUGGCAAUAUUUUUAAAUUUCUCAGCCAUCAUUUUAAUAUCUAACUGCCUUGUAAUUCGACAGCUCUACAGAAACAAAGAUAAUGAAAAUUAUCCAUAUGUGAAAAAAGCCCUCAUCAACAUCCUUUUAGUGACUACAGGCUACAUCACAUGUUUUGUCCCAUAUCACAUUGUCCGAAUCCCAUACACCCUGAGCCAGACAGAGGUAAUAUCUGACUGCCCAACCAGGAUUUCACUAUUCAAAGCCAAAGAGGCCACACUGCUCCUUGCCGUGUCAAACCUGUGUUUUGAUCCGAUCUUGUACUAUCACCUCUCAAAAGCAUUCCGCUUAACAGUCACCAAGACUUUUGCUUCACGUAAGGAGACCAAGGCUCCAAAAGAAAAAUCAAAUGGUGAAAACAGUGCAUAA